UUCAGKUAGGUGCUCAGACGACAUGUUUUGCUGGAAUUUUCUCCUUUCACGUUUCUCUUUUGGAGUACGCCUAAACCAGAAAAUGCGUACAAAUUGUGAAACUUGUGCAAAUGCUCGCUAAUAUUUACACAUUUUUCCCGGUUGAGGUGGAGUUGGAGACAURCGCAUACCAACGACUGCAGACAGCAACAUCGUUUGAAUUCGACAUCAAUAGUACCGAAUCCAAAACUAUAGGUUAUGGACCUAUAAUUGGGUUUUUACCUACAAUAGCGAAACAAUUGGGAUACUCAAUAACAACUUUCGGCGCUUCUAUGACGUUUAUGUCGGCGAUAUCAACGAUACUUGUACCUAUAUCCGGUAUCAUUGUCGACAAAUUCCGAAUAAAAAAACCGUUAUUUUUAGUGGCCAUACUUGGCCUGGGAGUGGUUUCGGCAUUGUUCUUGUUCGUACCGAAAGCACCUUUAGACAGGGCCACAACCGAAUUAAAAUGCGAUGCAGAAACAACCAUYGUGACAGUUUUAAACGAGAAUAACAAUUUUCAAACGACUAGUAACAUCACUGAUUACACCGCUCUAAAUCACAGUAAUGAGUUAAUAACGUGCAAGGUGAGAAUAAAUGUCAUUAAAAAAUUAAAAUUACGAURUAUAUUAUUUAAAUUGGAUUUCGUAAAAACAUGUGGAGGUAUUAUAGGUAAUAGGUACAGAGUAAAACUAUCUGUGGAUGUUGUAGUUAAUUGCUUAUGCUUUCGUUUUGAGGAUUACAAUAAUUUGAAUAUUAUGCUUAUUCCGUCACAGAUUGCAAAUUCGUACGUCAUCUAUCAAGUAUUAUCUGUCCAAAUAAAUGGCACGCAAAUACUUUCACCGACUUGUCAAUGCCAUUUAAAAACAUUUUGUCAUAUUAUGAACUGUUCAAAUAAUAAAAUAAUGGAUGUAGCUACCGUCAAAACUUACAGAGGAAACGUUCUCAGCUUGUAUCAAUUUUGGAUUUUUUUCGCGCUUGUGGCGACGUAUUGGACUUGUACUACGGUUUCGUCUACUAUAUUAAAUCCCAUUUGUCUAGAAACUUUGGGAGACAAAUCUGCAGAAAAUUUUGGAAAACAAAAAUGUUGGGCGUCAAUCGGUUGGGGGAGUUUUUCUAUAUUCAUCGGAUGGCUCGUGGAUGUAUUCAGUUACAAUGAAAAUGAUAAAAACUAUUCACCCGUUUUUUAUUCUACCAUUUUAAUCACAGUUUUGAAUUUGGGAGUAGCUUACAAAAUCAAAGUUGUCGAAACGAACAAAUCCGAAGGUCGAUGGAAGAACGUGCGUGGGUUAUUCUCUAAAUAUUAUAUGAUUUCAUUUUGYGUAUGGUCAAUUUUCAACACACUAUUUCAUACAAUAGUCACUCACUUUCUGUUCUGGUACAUGGAAGAUUUAGUUUCUGUCAGCAAUGACCACAGCCAAAAGGCAUGGAUAAAAACGCUCCAAGGUCUAGCUCAAGGAAUCCAGUGUUUCGGUGGUGAGAUACCAUUUUUUUUCUGGUCUGGUUGGAUAAUUAGAAAGAUGGGUUAUGGCAAGUGCAUGGUAUUAGUGCUAGCAGCUAUGGCCGUCAGGAUGUAUCUCUACACAGUCAUCUGGAAUCCAGCCUGGAUCAUUGCAAUAGAAUUAUUAAACGGCAUAUCGUACGCUYUGGGAUAUGCGGUGAAAAUGUCGUACGCAAAAAUGUUGUCACCUCCCGACACACUAAACACCAUAGUUGGAUUUAUAGGAUUUUUCGAUUGUAUUGGUGAAUCCAUAGGUAGUCUACUGGGCGGAUAUUUAUUCGAUAAUUAUGGUGGAGUGUGGUCGUUUCGAUUUUUCUCCUAUAUGUCUCUUUUGAUGUGCUUUAUAAACAUAUUAGCUAAUUAUUUUGGAUUGACAAGUGAAUCUACUACUUUAAAAGACAACAAAGAAUCGAAAAAUGUGGAUCUCAAAACUACCAAUAAUAAUACUGAUAAAAAAACAUGAUAUUUUAUUUAUAAAAASCUAUUUAACAUAUUUUAUAAAAAUGUCAUAUUUAAUUAUAAUUAGUUAAAUAUUAUAUUCAUUUAGUUUUUAAACGARCGGAGUUGUGUGACACACGGUUAUACAUCGAAAAAUAUUGGUCUACUAUCCACCACUCAUCUAAAUUUGAAUAAUUAUAAAUUAUAAGUUACAAAUAUGUAUUUAAUUUAAUAAUUUAUAACURUGCGUUGAAAAUUCGAUUUUCAUACAUCAAAACAUAAGAAAAAUAUUUCUGAAAUAAUUUCUCUGCCUAGCAAUAUUGAGUAAAUAAUAUCAUCCAUAAAAAGAAAUAACCUUAAUCAUCUCAAAAAUUUUGACGAUAAAAGAUUGUAAAAAAAACAUAAAUAUUAAAACUGUAUAUAACUUAUAUCGAGGUAGAUAGGUAACUGAAGCCUGGGCAAAUUAAUGAUAAUUUUUAACUGAGUUAUCAAUAAUAAUUGUAUUAUAUUUA
Messenger RNA from Diuraphis noxia (Russian wheat aphid), 2469 nucleotides. RefSeq names its product major facilitator superfamily domain-containing protein 6-like. Gene Ontology annotation, cellular component: membrane. Lineage: Eukaryota; Metazoa; Arthropoda; Insecta; Hemiptera; Aphididae. The record is from RefSeq and is a predicted model, not a curated record.